Abrus precatorius (Indian licorice) is the source of this 5199-nucleotide messenger RNA. Its product is annotated as dicer-like protein 4. Bases 17 to 4864 code for a protein of 1615 amino acids. Gene Ontology annotation, cellular component: nucleus; cytoplasm. NCBI's taxonomy places the organism in Eukaryota, Viridiplantae, Streptophyta, Magnoliopsida, Fabales, Fabaceae. The transcript has 25 exons. The record is from RefSeq and is a predicted model, not a curated record. Gene Ontology annotation, molecular function: ATP binding; protein binding; ribonuclease III activity. Gene Ontology annotation, biological process: rRNA processing; siRNA processing.
UUGUGUGUCUCCGGCAAUGCCGGACGGAGAAUCUUUCACCGUGGGUCUCUCUUUGAGUCUUUCCGAAGUCAAUAAUCACGAUGACUCAGUCAAGAAAGAUCCCAAUAAAAUUGCAAGAAAGUAUCAGUUGGAGUUGUGCAAAAAAGCUAUGGAGGAAAAUAUAAUUGUGUAUUUGGGGACAGGAUGUGGAAAGACCCACAUUGCCGUGCUUCUCAUGCAUGAGAUGGGUCAUUUGAUUCGUAAACCCCAGAAGAAUGUAUGUGUCUUUCUUGCCCCUACUGUGGCUUUAGUUCAUCAGCAAGCAAAGGUUAUAGAAGACUCCACUGAUUUUAAGGUUGGGACUUACUGCGGGAGUUCCAAGCGCUUGAAACGUCAUCAAGAUUGGGAGCAGGAGAUUAGACAAUAUGAGGUGCUUGUUAUGACCCCACAAAUAUUGCUUCACAACUUAUCCCAUUGUUUCAUCACGAUGGAGAUGAUUGCACUUCUGAUAUUUGAUGAAUGCCAUCAUGCUCAAGUCAAAAGCAACCAUGCUUAUGCAGUAAUCAUGAAAGUCUUCUACAAAUACAAAGAUAAUUCUACAAAGGUUCCCCGUAUAUUUGGCAUGACUGCUUCCCCCAUUGUAGGAAAAGGUGCUUCUAGUGAAGCAAAUCUAGUGAAAAGCAUCAAUAGUCUUGAACGUUUGCUUGAUGCUAAGGUAUACUCAGUUGAAGACAAGGAAUUGCAAGCUUUUGUGACCACUCCUAUGAUUAACAUAUAUCAUUAUGGUUCAACUGCAAAUGCAGAAACUAGUUUGUACUCAAAAAUUGAGGAGAUUAAAUGCCAGUGUGUAGCAACCAUUGGUAAGAGUAUAGAAGAUCACCAGAAACGAAUGAACACGAAGAAACUUCUGAACCGGAUGCAUGAUAAUGUGCUUUUCUGUCUGGGGAAUCUUGGCAUUUGGGGAGCAUUGCAAGCUAGUCGUAUUCUUCUGAGUGGUGAUCAUUCUGAAAGGCAUGAAUUAGUGGAGGCAGAAGGAAACUCAAGUGAUGACUCUCUGUGCGAUAAAUAUCUUGUUCAAGCAGCUGAACUCUUUGCUUCACAAUGUGUGAUAGGUGACUGUGUAUCUGAUCUGUCUUCUGUGGAAGUAUUAAAAGAGCCCUGUUUUUCAACCAAGCUUUUACGCCUCGUUGGGAUACUGUCCAACUUUAGGUUGCAAAAAAACAUGAAAUGUAUAAUUUUUGUGAAUAGAAUUGUGACUGCUAGAUCCCUGUCAUACAUACUACAGAAGCUCAAGCUUCUAAGACAAUGGAAGAGUGAUUUUCUAGUAGGAGUCCAUUCUGGACUGAAGAGUAUGUCACGAAAGACCAUGAACGUCAUUGUUGAGAAGUUUCGCUCUGGAGAGUUGAAUCUAUUGGUUGCAACCAAAGUGGGUGAAGAAGGACUUGACAUUCAGACAUGUUGCCUUGUCAUACGAUUUGAUCUUCCGGAAACUGUUGCCAGCUUUAUACAGUCAAGAGGCCGUGCACGUAUGCCUCAGUCAGAAUAUGCAUUUUUGGUGGACAGUCGCAAUAAGAAGGAACUAGCCAUAAUCAAUGGAUUUGAGAAAGAUGAAUACAGAAUGAAUAUGCAAAUUAGUGUUCGAACAUCCAAUGAGACAUACAUCGUCCCUGAGGAAAGGAUAUUCAGAGUUGAUUCAUCUGGUGCUUCUGUCAGUUCUGGAUAUAGUAUCUCAUUGCUUCACCAGUAUUGUUCAAAGCUUCCACAUGAUGAGUACUUUGAUCCCAAGCCAAUUUUUUCUUACUUCAAUGAUUUAGGGGGAAUUGUCUGCCACAUAACAUUGCCUUCCAAUGCACCUAUACACCAAAUUGUUGGUGCACCACAGUUGUCUAUGGAGGCUUCCAAAAGAGAUGCUAGCUUGAAAGCAAUAGAAGAACUGUAUAAAUUAAGUGCUUUAAGUGAUUGUCUCUUGCCAAAGCCAAAUGAUGUAGAGCCAGAGGAGCAGGUUUCAGGAUCUUGUGAUGAAGAUGAAUGUGAAGAUGCCAUAUCAAGAGGAGAAUUACAUGAGAUGCUAAUUCCUUCUGCCAUUAGACAGUCAUGGAUAAACAAGGAUACAAUCGUCAGUCUCAAUUCUUACUACAUAAAAUUUUGUCCCUGUCCAAAGGAUAGGGUCUAUAAAGAGUUUGGUCUAUUUGUCAUGACUUUUCUUCCAAUGGAGGCUGAGAACCUGGAACUUGAUCUCCAUCUUGCUCGUGGUAGAUCUGUAAUGACAAGUUUUGUUCCAUUUGGAGUUGUAGAAUUUGACAAAGAUGAGAUUAAGAUGGCAGAGAAUUUUCAAGAAAUGUUCCUCAAAAUUAUUCUGGAUAGAUCAGAAUUUGUUUCUGAGUUUGUAGACUUAGGUAAGGGUGCUGAAUCUCACACAAGCACAUCAACCUUCUACCUUUUGCUUCCAGUUGAAUUGCAAGAAAAUGAAAAUGUCAUGAAAGUUGAUUGGAAGACAGUGAAGAGAUGCCUUUGUUCACCAAUUUUUAGGCAUCCAGCAGAUCCUACGGAUAAAAAAGUUUUCCCUUUGGAUAUUCACCUGCAACUUGCCAAUGGUUACAAAAGUGUAAGAGAUGUCAAGAAUAGUUUAGUUUAUGCCCCUCAUAAGAAGGUCUUUUAUUUUGUCACGGAUAUUGUCAAUAAAAAGAAUGGAUUUAGUCCUUAUAGGGAUUCAGGCACUUCAAGGUCAAGCUAUGUGGACCAUUUCAUCGAAAACUUUUCCAUUCACCUCAAAUGCCCAGAACAACCACUUCUGCAUGCAAAACGACUAUUCAAUUUGCACAACCUGCUACACAACCGAAAGCAUGAGGAUACAGAACCACAUGAGCAGGAGGAAUACUUAAUUUAUUUGCCUCCUGAGGUAUGUGAACUGAAAAUAAUAGGAUUUUCGAAGGAUAUCGGUAGUUCCAUAUCUUUGCUGCCCUCAAUUAUGCAUCGUCUGGGAAACUUUUUGGUGGCUAUUGAACUCAAGGACGUGCUAUCCUCUUCCUUUCCAGAGGCAGCUGAAAUUAGUGCCCUUAGAGUUCUUGAGGCUCUCACCACUGAAAAGUGUCAGGAACGAUUUUCCCUUGAAAGACUUGAAGUGCUUGGUGAUGCUUUCCUUAAGUUUGCUGUUGCGCGUCAUUUUUUUCUCAUGCAUGAUAGCUUUCAUGAAGGAGACCUUACAAAAAGGCGAUCAAAUGUUGUAAAUAAUUCCAAUUUGUUUAAGUUGGCUAUUAAGCGUAAUUUGCAGGUCUAUAUAUGUGAUCAGGCAUUUGAUCCUGUCCAGUUCUAUGCAUUAGGCCGCUGUUGCCCAAGAGUUUGUAGCAAGGAAACUGAAGACAGUAUACACUUCUGUUUAAGUUCUGUUAAGGAGCAAAGAAGAGCAACUGAAACCCGAUGUAAUAAAAAUCACCAUUGGUUACAUAGGAAAACAAUUGCUGAUGUGGUUGAAGCUCUGGUUGGAGCAUUCCUAGUUGACAGUGGUUUUAAAGCUGCAAUUUCCUUUCUUAAAUGGAUUGGCAUACAAGUUGAUUUUGAAGCAUCACAGGUGGUUAAUAUUUGCACAGGAAGUGCUGGCUAUUUCCCCCUUUCUUCUGAUGUAGACAUUCCUUCUCUUGAAGGUAAGUUAGGAUAUGACUUUGUUCAUAAGGGUCUGCUGCUCCAGGCUUUUGUACAUCCCUCUUACAAUAAGCAUGGGGGAGGCUGUUAUCAACGAUUGGAGUUUCUUGGAGAUGCUGUCUUGGAUUAUUUGAUUACUUCAUAUCUAUACUCAGCUUAUCCCAAACUGAAGCCUGGUCAAUUGACAGAUUUGAGAUCAUUGUCUGUUAACAAUAAGGCAUUUGCUUGUGUAGCACUAGACCGUAGUUUUGACAAAUUUCUUUUAUGUGAUUCAAGUAGCCUGUCUGACGCAAUAAAAAAGUAUGGGGACUACAUUAGAAGACCUGUAUCAGGUAGUGGCACUAACGAAGGGCCAACAUGUCCUAAGGCCCUGGGUGAUUUAGUAGAAUCUUGUGUUGGUGCUGUUCUUCUUGAUUCAGGGUUCAAUUUGAACAAGGUUUGGACGGUUAUGACUUCAUUCUUGGACCCAAUCAUAAAGUUCUCAUCAAACUUGCAGCUCAGUCCUAUUAGGGAUUUGCAAGAACUUCGCCAAUCUCAUGGUUUGAAGUUGCAGUUUCUGGAAUCAAAGCUGACUAAAACAUUUUCAGUUGAAGCCAAAGUGACUGGAAAUGGUGUAUGUGAAAGAGCUCAGGGAACUGGCCAAAAUAAAAAGGAGGCUUCUAGAAUUGCUUCACAGCGACUUUUUUCAAACUUAAAGGCUCAAGGCUGGAAACUGAAGUCAAAAACUUUGAAAGAAGUUCUGGAAUCAACUUCUAAAACUGAACCAAAACUUAUUGGCUAUGAUGAAACACCCAUUAAUGUAACAGAUACCAGUUCUGUCAGGCAGAUAAUGGUCAAUGCAGACAUGUGCAACAAGUUUAGCCCAGAAGUCGAUAUAUGCUCCCCAUGUGUGAAACCUUUUGGCCUACAGCUUCAAUCUUCUGCUGAGGGAAAGCUUAGUCUAACAAUUGAAAAUCAUGAUGGUGGAAGUGACUCAUCAAGGACAGGAACAGCAAGAUCACGAUUGUAUGAAUUAUGUGCUGCUUUUUGCUGGAAACCUCCUACAUUUGAAUGCUGCAAGGAAGAGGGACCAGAUCACCUGAAAAUAUUCACUUGCAAGGUGACCUUGGAGAUGGAAGAGAACCCAGAUAUGAUUUUUGAGUUCAUUGGAGAACCAAAGUCAAAGAAGAAAGAUGCAUCAGAGAGUGCUGCUGAGGGUGCGUUUUGGUACCUGCAACAGGAAGGUUACAUGCUGAGUGGUAAUUGACAUGCUGCUGAACAACUAUCAUGUGACAUAAAUCUAGAAGGUAAAAUGUAUUAAUUAUUGAGGGUGUCAUUUCAAAUUUCUGAAUGCUCCUCAUUGUUAUAGGUAAUCAUAUAAUCUAGAAGGUAAAAUAAUACAGGUUUAGUAAAACCCAGGGGUCCCCAAAUGUUAAUCUGUUGUAAAAUAUGAUUUACGUUGUGUCUAAGUUACACCUAUCACUGUAUGUGUAAUGUCCUUCAACUUUAAAAUGUAAAUAAUGCUCCUGAAACAUUGUAUUUGCUCAUGGCACUUUUUUUUUUAAUUGUCAAUUUUUACUUUUAAUUAAAAAAAUUUCAUCU